CCUUCAUGGCCGAGCACGGGGCUCAUCUCACCGCUGCUGCAGCCGGCGAUGACAGGCCUCCCAUCUUUGAAGUGGUGGCCCAGGACAGCUUGAUGUCAGCAGUGAGACCUGCGCUUCAGCAUGUGGCCAAGGUGCUUGCUGAAUCCAAUCCCGGCCGCUAUGGCUUCCUCUGGCGUUGGUUUGAUGAGAUCUACACCCUCCUGGAUCUGUUGCUCCAGCAGCAUUUUCUGUCCCAGUUUAGUGCCUCUUUUUCAGAAAACUUUUAUGGCCUAAAGAGGAUAGCAGUGGGAGACAGCAUGGGGCUGCACCAGCUGGCCAGUGCUGGGCUGCCAAAGAAGCAACACUGGAAGUCUCUCCUCUUGUUGGUUCUCAUUCCUUAUCUGAAAACAAAGUUGGAGAAACUGGUCUCCAGUCUGAGAGAAGAGGACGAAUAUGCCAUCCAUCCUCCAUCAUCAUCCUGGAAGCGCUUUUACAGGGCCUUUUUAGCAGCCUAUCCCUUUGUAAACAUGGCCUGGGAGGGCUGGUUUCUCAGCCAGCAGCUGUGCUAUAUCCUUGGUAAGGCUCAGCAUCAUUCCCCGCUGCUGGGCCUGGCUGGUGUACGCCUGGUUAGACUGACAGCAGAGGACAUCCAGGUGUUGGAGCAGAAACUAGCAGUAGCUACUGCAAGCCAGCAGCCAGCUCACAGCAUUAAGGAGCAAGUGCAAUCAGCGGUGAAAAAAGCAUUGGGAGGUGUUGCCUUAUCCCUGUCCACCAGCCUCUCUGUGGGUGUGUUCUUCCUGCAGUUUCUGGACUGGUGGUACUCAACUGAGAACCAGGAGACCAUCAAAUCAUUGACUGCAUUGCCUACUCCACCACCACCCGUGCACCUGGACCAUGGCACAGGCUCACCUCUCUUACCAAAACUGAAGACCAUGUGCCCGUUGUGCCGCAAAAUCCGAGCCAACGAAACAGUCCUCUCCACAUCCGGCUUUGUGUUUUGUUACCGCUGUGUCUACACUUAUGUAAAGAGUCACCAAAGGUGCCCCAUCACUGGCUAUGCUACAGAGCUGCAGCACCUUGUUAAGCUGUACACCCCUGAAAGCUGAAGGGAGUGUAGUGCAGUGACACUUACAAAGCAGAUACAUAAUUGGUGCAGGCACUGUAUACUCUAGGUUCUUGCCUACCUGGAACACAACUUUUCUGCCAGCCAGACUGUGUAUAACACAUUAUUAGGGCAGCAAAAGGUACAUUGACCGUUUAUUAGCUGAGUAAUCAGACUCUAAGGCACAUUUGGACACUAAGUUCAGCAGCAGCACUAGGGUUUUCGUUGCCCUAAAUGCUGCUUUAUCCAAUUCCAAGAUGCGAGGGCUAUGUUGACAGCCUCUCAACCAGAAAGCUCUGGUACUGACCACUGUCAAAGAUAUUCAGAGAUGGGCCUAAAUAAACCACUGAUCAGCUUCAGCCUGGCACUUCCUACGUUCCUAAGAUUCUCCCUAGCUCUGCUUCUAGACUACUCCAUCUUAGAAUUCACAAGAGCAUGAACAGAGCUGUGCCCCCAAUUCAUAUCAGUUUGCCAUAAAUUUAGGCUUCUCCCCCCACCAUUCCCCUGGGACAACUCGGGUGACGUUAGCAAGCCAGGCAGAACAAGUACGAACCAGGGGAAAGGAUGCCCUCUGUCUGAAUUGGGUUUGAGCAUACGUGACUGAAACCAGAUAAAAACAAAAUGUGCCAAUUCAGGCUUGCUUUGUUGAAUGUAUCCUCAGAUCUGUUAGUGACUACUGGCAUAGCAAAGCUGCUUCUCUCUUCCUUCCUAUCUAUCAGGACACUGGGAAUUAGGACCUAACUAGACUCAUUCCACUUCUGUUAUCUAAUGUUUUAAACCACUGGUAAACUGCUUAUCUGAAAGUUUGUUUGCAUGAAUGAAUCAGACUGCAGCUGCUUUCAUCAUAACAUAUGGACCCAAUGGUGGAGACCCAAUGGAUCAAAGUAAAAUCACACAUUGUGAAAAUUGUAGUCAGAGCAGUGCCCUCAUAUUGAAGAGGAGCCAAGACUCAGGCUGCAGUUUGAGUUUUAAUUAGGACUGGCAUAGUGUAGCUUCAUUUAGCACCUUACGUCCAUUUGGUCAUACUGAAAUGUCUCCUUUGAUCUCUAAGCAGGCAGAGUAUAGAAGUUGGCUAGUAGUGAUUUUAAGGUGAUUCCUGCUUCCACAGCACUUUGGUUGAUCUAGUUUAGCACAGGUAAUUUUAGACAGUUUGAAGGAGUGGCUUUUCAUGAAGUGUGAACCUUGUUUUCUACAGAGGGCAGUAGUAGACUAUCCUACCUGUAUGGUAUACAUUAUAGAAACAGCAAUUUAGCUUCUAACAACUUGCUGCAAAGAACUUGUACAAUCUUUCCACAUUAAGAGCCAAUUUCUUUUUUUAAUCUUUUUAGGUACAAGAAGGGUCCUUAACUCCUGUACACUGUUAAAAUGAAAGCUGUCACUUUAGAUACCAGACCAGUGCUAAUGGCUACCUCUGCCUUUGGAGGCAUAUUAACAGAAAGGCAAGCUCAUUUUGCUGCCUCCUGCUGGGAUCUAUAAAUAUAGACACUUCUCAGGCAUAAGUGAGCUCAUGUAAAAACACCUUAUUGAAAAAAGUCACAUUCAGUGAAAGAUUAUGUAGAUUUUACAAGCUUUUAAUAUAGCUCAGAUUUGGAAUUAAUUCAUAUCUAUUACAUCUUGCUUCAGCAAAUAUUUCCCAAGUUGCAUUUUUUUUCUGAAAAAUUGAUAACCAAGAUGCUCCAGGAGAGCAAUACAACAUGGCCAGCCCUAGAAGGCUUGAUUACACAGAUCUACAAACGUAGUCUCACUGACUCCAGUACAACUGCUCAUGUAAAUAAAGGCUACCAGACUGGGGCUAGAGUGUUUAUUGAAAAGGUAGUUUUAGGAUUUUUUUUUUCCCCUAAGGUCUUUUGGCAUCCAAUAGUGCUUUUCUGUCUCAGCUAGCAGAAGUGAAGAAAACAGUUUGUCUCCUUAUUGCAGCCUAUGACUGAUCACUGACUUUUCCAUUGAAUUACGCUUAGUCCUAUGGACUUUGAGCAUUUUAAAUUAAUUUUAAAUCAGUGAUUCAUUAGUGUCAUGACCUAAGAUUUAUGUAAUUUUAAAGUUAGUUAGUACAGUAACUUAGCCAUUCCAGUGAACAUUGUUUCAUUGCUGAUCGAUUAGGGAACAUGCUCGUUUAAAGUUGUGCAAUGCUCCCUUAUGUUAUUCAGCAGCCACCUGCUUUGUUCACUGCUUGCAGAAAGAGCAGCCUAUUGGAGCUAGCUGGUGGGGGCUUGGAACUAGGGUGGACUGGCAGGCCCCUUGCAGUUCCCUGUGCUGUAGUUGCCCAGCAGGCUAUCAAUAUCCAGGCAGUUCAGCUGUCCCUCUCGGGAGCCUCCUGUUUGCUGUACAGAAGGGGGAACGAGGUGCUAAUGUCAGUGUUUCCCCUACUCCUGCCCCCCCAGUCCUGUACCCCUUCUCCGUAGAGCAGGGGGCCAUGACAGGGCUCAGGAUGGAGAAAGCUUGCUGUCAGCAGCUGCUGUCAACUUGCUGAUCUACUUAAAAAAGGCAGCGUACUUAGUGUGGGGUCAGCGUACCUAAAAGGGCAAUGCACGUCUGUCUCUCUUACACAUGGUGCGUGUCUCCGUCUCUCUGCCAUGCCAUCUCUUCAGGCUGCCUUGUAGAGCAUGAGGCUACAUUGACAAUGUGUUAACCCUUGAGGGCUCAGGCAAGUGCUAGAUCAAUAUCCCACCCUCUGACUCCCCCACCUCAACCAAGCUUCACAAUCUUGCUGUGUACAGUAUUAAAUUGUUUGUAAAAAUUUCCCUGGAACCUAACCCCCCACAAUUUACAUUAAUUCUUAUUGGGAAAUUAGAUUUGCUUAACAUCAUUUUGCUUAAAGUAGCAUUUUUCAGGAACAUAAUUCCUUGCUUAACAUUGUAGUUACUCUACAUGACACUGGAACUUCAGUCUGUAUUUGCACUUCAAUUAUUGUUUUAAGUAGAAAAAUAAUAAAUCUUUUUCUACCC
Dermochelys coriacea (leatherback sea turtle) is the source of this 4026-nucleotide messenger RNA. It is a transcript of the gene PEX12, whose product is annotated as peroxisomal biogenesis factor 12. The coding region runs from base 6 to 1085 and encodes 359 amino acids. Lineage: Eukaryota; Metazoa; Chordata; Testudines; Dermochelyidae. The record is from RefSeq and is a predicted model, not a curated record. Gene Ontology annotation, biological process: protein monoubiquitination; protein import into peroxisome matrix. Gene Ontology annotation, cellular component: peroxisomal importomer complex; peroxisomal membrane. The transcript is spliced from 3 exons. Gene Ontology annotation, molecular function: protein binding; ubiquitin-protein transferase activity; zinc ion binding.